Messenger RNA from Heteronotia binoei (common prickly gecko), 1581 nucleotides. RefSeq names its product nuclear receptor interacting protein 3 (gene NRIP3). Lineage: Eukaryota; Metazoa; Chordata; Lepidosauria; Squamata; Gekkonidae. Bases 219 to 1001 code for a protein of 260 amino acids. Gene Ontology annotation, biological process: proteolysis. The transcript has 8 exons. The record is from RefSeq and is a predicted model, not a curated record. Gene Ontology annotation, molecular function: aspartic-type endopeptidase activity.
AAUUCUCUAGAUUGAUUCUGAGCUUGCCCAUGCCAUGGUGGAUGUGUAACACAGUGUCAUGUGCAUAACCCCUCCUUUACUACACUGCACUGGCUGGGUUAUCUGCUGUUCUGAAAACGUCACGCGGAUUCUGUUAUAAAGUGCACACAAUAGAGCGUUGAAGCCUUCCUUUCUGUAGCUGCAGUUUGGGAGGGAGAGACAGACAGACAGAACCAGAUAUGUUUUACUCUGGGAUCCUCACAGAGCCAACAAGGAAGGACGUGGACAUGAGGGAAGCAGCAUCUCUCCGACAACAGAGAAGAAUGAAACAAGCGGUUCAGUUUAACCACAAGGACUCUGCUGACCUGCUGCCAUUAGAUGGGCUGAAGAAACUGGGAACUUCAAAAGACACUCAACCACACAACAUCCUGCAGAGACGCUUGAUGGAGACAAACAUGUCAAGGUUGCGGCACAGCCGAGGGUCAUCCUCUCAGAAGAAUGACCUUUCAGUGCAGACAAAUAAACUAAAUCAAAUGAAGCUGGAUAAUCCCAAGAAAACAGAACAAGAAGAUCUCAUUCUGGUAUGCUGCCAGUGUUCUGGGAAGGAGCUGCAGGUAGUGAUUGAUACUGGAUGUCAGAGUAACAUCAUAUCAUCUGCAUGUUUGGAGCGACUAGGGCUAAAGGAACAUGUGCAAUUCUACAAGCCUGAAGAUGAGAAGAUUUUAUUGCCACACAAUAUGAAAGUGAUUGGCCAUAUAGAACAUCUGGCUCUUACAAUAGGGAAUAUCCCUGUGGACUGUUCUGCAGUUGUUACAGAAGACAAUGAGAAACACUUCACUCUGGGGUUACAGACACUGAAAUCUUUGAAGUGUGUGAUAAAUAUGGAGAAGCAUCACCUGGUCCUGGGAAAAUCAGACAGGGAAGAAAUCCCAUUUGUUGGUAAUGUCUCUUCGCAUGAAGAGAAUUAUUUCCUAGGGCACAUCCUCAUGGUAGCCACCUGCGCUCCUGGUUCAGUUCUGUAGCACACAACUGGAAGCCUGGGAAGUGUCCCUGGAAAAGGCAGUACUUCUGAAGCAUGAAGAGAAUGCACCAUUGGUGUCAGAGGGAGAAGACUGAAUGAUUGGUUGCAUAUGAUGGAAGAGCAGUGGGUGACACAUAACUCCUCCUCCUGCUAGACUUCAACUAGAUUAUAGCUGAAUGAAAGGAUGGGCAGCGUUAGGGAAGAGCUUCAGACAUUCGCUUACCACAACAGAGUUCUGGACAAUGGACUUGUAAAUGCAAAUCAUAAAAACUGUGUCCUUUAUAGCCUUUUCAAAUAUGGGAUUAUGUUUCUUUUUUGGUUGCAGUCCUCUGUUUUAGUGUGAAUGGAUCAGUGAAUUUUAUGAAUUGCCAUUUUUGAGAAGGAAAAAAAAGGGACAAUUUUAUAACUUCCUCUUUGGAAUUAACAGUGUUUAGGCUCUGAGAAUCAGAUUGUUAAGAAAGUAUUUUUCAGUAAGGAACAAUUUAUGGAUGCUAAUUGAAGACCGCUAGCUUUAAAGCAAUUGCAGAAAAACUUGCUCAAGUUGAAAUAACUCCAAGUAAACAUCUAUUCCAGCCCUCACA